CCACACGACCGCAGCUUUACGGCGACGAAGCUAAAGAUGAACAAGCUCUUGGUUCUCGGCUUCUCUGCCCUGCUCUGCUGUGUCUCAGCUGAAGCCCUUCGAUGUACCGUUUGCCAAAACAAAAUACCCGUCUUCGGCUGCAUCAAAGGAUUGGGCAUCUGCCACCCUGCGCCAGGGCUACCCUGCAAAUACAUCAGAGUCUAUACCACAGGCAUCCAGUUUUAUUCACAGGCAGAUUGUGCUGUGCAAGGCGACAGAUGCAACAUCAUAGAGCCAACGAAGUCUGGCCACCGCCAAAUUUCCUGCUGCAAGACUGACUUCUGCAACAGUUAG
Messenger RNA from Trachemys scripta elegans, 333 nucleotides. RefSeq names its product prostate and testis expressed protein 3-like. The transcript is spliced from 3 exons. NCBI's taxonomy places the organism in Eukaryota, Metazoa, Chordata, Testudines, Emydidae. The record is from RefSeq and is a predicted model, not a curated record. The coding region runs from base 37 to 333 and encodes 98 amino acids.